AUGAGCAAUCUAUCUCCUUUUGGCGGCGGCAAGAACCCACCUUGGGUCCGUAAUGCAGGACAAGGUAUACAAAAUAUCCAGCAGCCAAUGCUUGGACAAGCCAUGGGCAGUAUCGGAGGACAACCUAUGGUGCAGUAUCAACAACAAACCCAACAGGUUUACCAACAAAGUCUAGGACUGCAACAGCCCAAUAUCACCAUGGCAUCAAUGGCUACCCUUGGCUCAAAUUUACCAUCUGGUAUGCCUGGUCAGCUAUACCCACAAGUUGCCACAGUUUCUUAUCCAACGCCGCGAGCAUUGAACACAAAUGCUUUUCAACCUUCCGUAGCCGGUGUCCCGCAGCAGGUGCAACAGAAUGUAUCCUCGUCGUCUACAAAGCAGAGAGUUUUCACAGGCACAGUUACCAGAGUACAUGACAAUUUUGGCUUUGUUGAUGAAGAUGUAUUUUUUCAAACUAGUGCUUGUGUGAAAGGUUCUAAUCCUGUGGUGGGAGAUCGUGUACUUGUGGAAGCAUCUUAUAAUCCUUCUAUGCCAUUCAAAUGGAUUGCUACUAGAAUACAAGUGCUCGCUAUGGGUAAUAAUAGCAACAGUGCAAACACUCAACAAACUAAUCAACCAAAUCGUCAACAACAACAACAACAACAGCAGCAGCAGCCGAAUAAGACAUCGGGCACUUACAAUGCUGUACCUCCACCGACUGAAAAUCCUAAUAAUAGUAGGUUUACGACAAGUACAACAAAUUCCAACACUACCAGCAACCGUAACAAAGUCGGUAGAGUAAGAGAGAGGUCUCCUCGCGAACGGAGAAACGACGAUGAAGAUAUUGAGAGAAAGCGACGUCGCGAGGAAAGAAUUAGAGAACGCGAGAAGAAGGAGGACCGAAGUCCGUCAAGGACGCGAAGAAGCAAAUCUCCUAGACCUCGUCGUCGUACGAGGGUCGUACCACGUUACAUGGUGCAAAUACCGAAAAUAGCGCUUGACCUGCCUGAAGCAGAUGUUCUUGAAAUUAGAAGACGCUAUCAAAAUAUGUACAUUCCUAGCGACUUCUUUUCCACUAACUUCAGAUGGGUCGAUGCCUUUCCACCACAUAUGCCAUUUACACUUAAUAAACCAUGCUCUUUCCAUGUUAUGCAUAAAGACGUCGAUCCCUGUAAUGAAAAUACAGCAGUACUAGAACCUUCGGAUGCUGAUUAUCUAUUCUCUGCAAAGGUCAUGCUCAUAUCUAUGCCAGCUAUGGAAGAAAUAUACAAAAGGUGUUGUGGCGUUUCCGAAGACAGAGAUCCUGAUCGCGAUUACGUUCAUCCUACGCGUCUUAUAAAUUUCUUAGUAGGCUUACGGGGAAAAAAUGAGACAAUGGCUAUAGGCGGUCCAUGGAGUCCCUCUUUAGACGGACCUAAUCCUGAAAAGGAUCCCUCUGUAUUGAUUCGGACGGCUGUGAGGACCUGUAAAGCGCUUACCGGCAUAGAUUUAUCCAGCUGCACACAGUGGUACCGCUUCCUGGAACUCUACUACAGACGCGCAGAAACGACCCACAAGUCCGGGCGAGUGGUACCGUCUCGCGUUGAAACCGUCAUACUAUUUCUCCCAGAUGUUUGGAGCUGUGUGCCUACCAGAUUGGAAUGGGACGGGUUGCAACUCAACUAUAAGAGACAACUGGAACGAAAGUUGCUGCGUGCCGCCUCUAACUCCGACGAUUUGGAUGCCGCCAAUGAGACUGAUGAGGCUGCCGUCGCUGAUCAAAAGGAUGAUUCUAUGACCGAGAAGAAGGAUCCUACGCACUAUUCUGAAUUAGAUCCAAAAUCAAUGAAUGUGAACGAUUUACGUCAAGAACUGGUGGCUCGCAAUUUGAGUUCGAAAGGCCUGAAAUCACAAUUAUUAGCCAGACUUCUAAAAGCUAUAAAGUCGGAGCAAGCCAAAGAAGAAGGACGGCAAGAUGAGGCGGACGAAAAUGAAGAAGACGUCUCACCACCGUCGAAGGAAGAAGAUGAUAAAAAGUUCCGAGACAGUAAAGACCAUGAUGAAGACAAGAGAAAACUUUACGAACGUGAACGGGCUGUGCUCGAGAAAAGAUAUACUUUACCUGAUUCAUCGCACAUUGUUGUUCAUCCCUCUAGAAUGGCCAAGAGUGGAAAAUUCGAUUGUACAGUUAUGUCUUUGAGCGUAUUGUUGGACUACAGACCAGAAGAUACCAAGGAACAUUCUUUCGAAGUAUCUCUCUUUGCCGAAUUAUUCAACGAAAUGUUAACGCGAGAUUUCGGUUUUCGCAUAUAUCGUGCGUUGUGCAGUCUUCCUGAAAAAACUAAAGAAAAAGACGAAGACAAAAAGAAGGAUAAAAAAGAUGAUAAGAGAGAUGAGAAGAAAGACGAUAAGAGAAAAGAAGAUGAGAAAAAAUCCAGUAAGAAAGAUGAGAAACGGGAUGACAAGAAGAGAGAGGAGAUUAAGGAUAAAAAGGAUGAUAAGGACGCAAAAAGUAAGAUAGAAGACAAGGAUAGAGACAAAGACAAAAACGAUGAUGAAGAGGAGGAUGAAGACGACGAGUCGGACGAUGAUGAUUCUAUGAAAGAUGGUAAAAAGGACAGAGACAAAGACGGGAAAAAGAGGAAAACAAAACUAUAUACGCACGAUCCUUAUCUUCUGCUAUCAUUUGUAUACUUCGAUCAGACACACUGUGGAUAUAUAUUCGAUAAAGACAUUGAGGAACUUAUUUAUACACUGGGAUUGAACUUAUCAAGAGCUCAAGUACGGAAGUUAGUACAAAAGGUUGUUACGAGAGAUUCUUUGCAUUAUCGCAAGUUAACGGACAAGUCGAAGGAAGACGAUUCAAAAGAUGAGAAGAAAGACGACAAAGAGGAUAGAAACGAAACAGCUAAAGCGGAGAACGAGGAAGAUAUAUUACGUUCUCUUGCUCUCGGAAAUAAAAAAUUGUUGCCUGUAUUUGUUGGAAGCGGACCGGUUUCAAAAAGAGCGCGUAGAGAAGAUUGCAUUUUAGAGAAAACCGACGAGGAAAUGACUCCGGAAGGCAUUGUUACGUACAAAGGCUCCUUGUUAGAUGUAGAGAAGCUUGUAAGUCAAUUGAAAAGAUCUGAGAAAGCGCGUUUAGACACGGAGGAUCGCAUGAUGGAGCUACAGCACGAGUUGAACGUAGUCAAUGAGAAAUCUACGAAACAAACUAGUAGUAUUAAAGGUCUUACGGAAGAUUUGAAGAUGUACAAAGAUAAACUGCGAAACACGGAAGAAAAAUUUAAGAAAGUCUCUACUGAAUGUCAUACUUACUUGACUGCAGUGAAGAAUAUGUAUCACAUAGCGGCAAAGAUGAUGCAGGGCGAUGCGAGGAAGGUGGAAGUGGUAGAAAUACAAGAUGAAAAAGUCGGAGAGAUAAAUGGCUCUGAAUUGGAGAGCAAAUUCAAAACCGACACCAGAUGGGGAGACAACAAGAUUCAGGUGAAAAAAGAUCCAGCGGAGAUGGAAAAGGAUAAGAAAUCUGACAAUAAAAUUUCUGUCAAAAAAGAAAUCGCCGAAAUGGACAAAGAAAAGAAAUAGAUACCAUUAUCUAUUUAUUAUAGUAUAGAGAAUGCACACCAACAUAAGAUUUUAAUCUUUGUUUCUCACGCUCGCACGUGUGCGUGCACGCGUUCUUAGUAAUUAAAAGUCUUAAAAGAAAAACGAAAAAAGAAGAAAUUAACAAAUCAGAUGAAAUCGGCAAACAAUUUAAGCGACACGAAAGUACGUGAUCAAGACUCCAUUUUGUAACUUUUUUCACUCAGUGAUAACGUGUGAUGAUUGCAUCUUUAAUUAUUAAUAAGAGUUUAGCACUUGAAAUCAUGCUUAGACAAGUAACCGAUAACAGUUCACGUAAUGGUUAGAGUAUCUCCCUACGUUGCAGUUUUUCGCGUCACUUGUCGAACUUUUCAUGAAAAGACAAAUUCAAUCACAAUAACCUAGAAGUACCAUCAAUCUGCCAUUAAGUGCCAGAUACUGAUAAACCGGCGUUUAUCACUACUAGUAAGUUCGGAAAUAUGUUAACAUCUCUUAAAGAUAAAGAUUUUUACUGAAAAUACAAGCAGCGCGAAUAUUAAAUGUUUGCGCCUCCGUCGUUACGCAAAUAAAGUUCUUAGACAAAAAUUUGUUCCAUAUGAGAACUGUUUUGAAGCUGCUUUGAAGCUGCUUUGCAUGCUUUAAAGAUAAGUUAUGAUUAAUGUUAUAUUAUUUACUAAGAAAUUACAUUCUUGUUAUAUCGACUGUAACGGUUGUUUUUCAGUGCUAAGUAUGUGUUUUUUUCAAUGAAAGUUCUUUCUUAUAGACCGAUAGUUUUAGUUGAUCUUAUAAAAUACAUAAUUUGCGAAAUAAACAUGUAACACAAUAAAUGUGAUGCCAAUGAUAAAAUUAUAUUAAUAUUUGAUUUCAAGAGGAUACUGUAUCGAAUAUUUUUAAUCGAGUUUGCAGAACUCGAAAACUUUUUUCAUAUCAUUGCUGACGACUUUAUAACAUGGACGAUGCAGUGUCCGAGAACUAUUUCUUAAACACGUUUAACUACAGAUCGAACAUAUAUAUAAAAUAAAAACAGAAGAAUGUAUAUUGAAGACAUUCUCUAAAAUUUCCAUCGAGAAUAACAAGAAAUUAUAUUUGUCACAGAACAGCAAUAAAAUUGUUUCUUUUAUGCAUUAGAGGUUGGAAAAAGAUGUACAGUUUUAAAAUAAUAUGAACCUGAAUGUUUCAUUUUGGUAUAGCAAAAAUUAUAGCCUAAUCUAAUAGAAGUGCGACAAAAUCACAUCCUUUAAGUAAACUGUAUCGCUCAUUGUAUGUAUGUCCACCGCGAGUGUCACACCUAUACAAAAGAAGGAUUACUACAAAAUCGUGUUCUCGAGUGCGAACGAUCAUAAUGUGAUCGCGCGUUCUAUUACCCAAACUUACAACUCACGAUGCCAAGAAUACUAUUUUGUAUAUAGUCAUCUAUUACAUGUAGAAAUUUUUGUAGUUUGUAAUAGAAGAUCGCGUUUUCUCGUAAAAAAAAGAAAAUAUAUACAAAAGGAAAAAUAAUAUGAUAACGAUAAUAAGAGAAUAAGAUCAUAAAAAUGCGCAAUCGGUUUCAACUUUGUGUACGCCAAUGUUUUAAGUUUCUGCCGAAAAACUGUAAUUAUUUCCAUGAACAAAUGGUAGUCAAAAGUACAAGGAUAACAAUAAAUUGUUUAGACAGUAUUCGUUA
Messenger RNA from Odontomachus brunneus, 5203 nucleotides. Its product is annotated as cell division cycle and apoptosis regulator protein 1-like. The transcript is spliced from 15 exons. Gene Ontology annotation, biological process: regulation of DNA-templated transcription. The record is from RefSeq and is a predicted model, not a curated record. Gene Ontology annotation, cellular component: nucleus. Lineage: Eukaryota; Metazoa; Arthropoda; Insecta; Hymenoptera; Formicidae. The coding region runs from base 1 to 3540 and encodes 1179 amino acids.